Anopheles nili is the source of this 1053-nucleotide messenger RNA. RefSeq names its product translocon-associated protein subunit delta (gene Tapdelta). Bases 136 to 648 code for a protein of 170 amino acids. Gene Ontology annotation, cellular component: endomembrane system; endoplasmic reticulum; membrane. The record is from RefSeq and is a predicted model, not a curated record. The transcript has 2 exons. NCBI's taxonomy places the organism in Eukaryota, Metazoa, Arthropoda, Insecta, Diptera, Culicidae.
UGAGAGCGAACCGACGUGGAUUAUUUCGUUACGAACAACAAACUGCAUUUCUCCUCGAUCGCCGGGAACCAUCGUCGUGUUCCAGUUGUAUUUCAGAUUGUGGAAUUGUACGUAGCAGAUAAACAAGCUAGCGAAAUGGUCAAGUUUGUCCUUGCAUCGGCUGUGCUGUGUUGUGCGCUGAGCUUUGCCGUAGCGAACUCUUGCGCGAACCCAGAUGUGAAAACGAACUUCUAUUCUACCACCGAUGCCACGAUCGUCAGCCAAAUCGGGUUUGUGACGGAGUUCACGCUCAAGUGCUCCAACGCCGGUGCCGAGAAGCAGCCCCUGUUCGCGGAGGUUCUCGGCAAAUUAGCUCCGGCUGUGCGCGUCGGUGACAACAAGUACCAGGUCAGCUGGAACGAAGAAAUCAAGAAGGUUAGCAGUGGCUCGUACACGGUCCGCCUGUUCGACGAGGAAUCCUACGCCGCCGUUCGUAAGGCACAGCGUGCUGGAGAGGACAUUCAGUCGGUGAAGCCGCUCACCACCGUUACGGUUAGCUUCCCCGGCGCGUACAAGGGCCCGUGGGUGAAUUCGGAAAUCCUUGCCACCGGUUUGGUCGGAUUUGUGGCCUACGUUGCAUUCACGACACGGUCAAAGCUCAUGUCGUAAGCUAACUCGCUAGGAUCGUUUGUUUUUUGCUUUUGUGUUGUGUUUGCGGUCGAACCAGCUACCGGUUCUACCGUGUGUUAGCGUACAUUUCCAUCCGAGCUCAUCAACCGGUCGAACUUCAUUCAUACAACAAACAGAAGAAAUCUACUCGUCACUGGCAAGGCAGCAGCGAGGGCCACAUGUUAUACAUCUGCCGCCCUUAUAAAGCGCUUCAACGGGUCAGUUGGAGCCGUUACGUACCUUUGGCUGCCGAUCCCCUUGAACAAAGCAGCGGAGCGGUACAAUUACCGCUGCCACUGCCCAGACUGAACCAGCCCGAUUACCUUCAGUGAAUAAAUCCGCAUGCGUGGCCACUACCUCGGACGGUCACGGAAUAUAAGGCCGGAGUAUCGUUUAAUAGAGAUU